This is a messenger RNA of Physeter macrocephalus (sperm whale), 1910 nucleotides long. It is a transcript of the gene PRR3, whose product is annotated as proline rich 3. NCBI's taxonomy places the organism in Eukaryota, Metazoa, Chordata, Mammalia, Artiodactyla, Physeteridae. The record is from RefSeq and is a predicted model, not a curated record. Gene Ontology annotation, molecular function: metal ion binding; RNA binding. The transcript is spliced from 5 exons. The coding region runs from base 166 to 732 and encodes 188 amino acids.
AAGCCGCGACUGCGGUCCCGGGAAGGAAGCCAAGUUGAUGAGCUACACUGGGGACAGGGUGAGAGGUCUUGAGGGGCGAGUGGUGGUCUGGAGAGCCCUGGGCACCGCCCUGCUGGGACCCAAAUUCCUCGUGGGAACGAUGCUGCAGCCAUUGCCGCAACCACGAUGCCGAAACGAAAGAAGCAGAAUCAUCAGCAGCAGCCGCCGCAGCAGCAGCCCCCACUGCCAGAGCGGGAAGAGACUGGAGAUGAGGAGGAUGGGAGUCCCAUCGGACCACCCAGCCUUCUGGGCCCUCCCCCCAUGGCCAAUGGAAAGCCUGGUGACCCCAAGUCAGCUCUUCACAGAGGUCCUCCGGGAUCAAGGGGACCAAUGAUCCCACCACUGCUGAGUCUCCCACCUCCUCCCCGGGGCAGAGGCCCAAUUCGGGGAGGCCUAGGCCCCAGGUCUGGCCCAUAUGGUCGUGGUUGGUGGGGGGUCAAUGCUGAGCCUCCUUUUCCUGGACCAGGCCAUGGGGGUCCCUCCAGGGGAGGCUUUCACAAAGAGCAGAGAAAUCCUCGAAGGCUCAAAAGCUGGUCUCUUAUCAAGAAUACCUGCCCACCCAAGGAUGGACCCCAGGUUAUGGAAGACAAAUCUGACCGCCCCGUCUGCCGACACUUUGCCAAAAAGGGCCACUGUCGAUAUGAGGACCUCUGUGCCUUCUACCACCCUGGCGUAAAUGGACCUCCUCUGUGAGACUGUGCCUUCCCAUCCAGACUGGAAGGAUCCCUCUGACUUGGCGGCCAUAUACUUCCCUGUGGCCCUGUGAUGGCUACCACGAGGCUGUUCACCUGCCGCCCUCAGUCAGUGAUGCCCAGCUCCAUCGCCACCUCCCCCACUCGGGGUCCAGAGCUGUGUUCCGUGACUGGUGCACGGUGUGCACUCUUCCUUCUGAUGCAGCCUCCAGAGACUCGUCUCCGGGACCCCAUCUUUGCUCCAUUCAACUGCCUCCUGGAUCCUCUUCCCCCUCGCCAGCUGACUGCGGAACAGGAAACCUCUUUGGUGCUGUUUCUUGCGCAUCUGUCCACCCCGCCCCGGGUAGCGCCCUGGAUUCCUGAGAGCCCUGGAGCAAUUUCCUACCAUUCCCUUCUCGCUGCUUGUUUUAAGUCCUUUUUAUGUGACACCCCCUUCCCCCAGUGUUGUCAGCUGCUCUGUGACACUCACCAGCUUGUCUGACCUGGGGUCAAGUUGGGAUGACUGGGGCAGAGUCACUCCUGAGAGGCCACGUUCCCUGCUUUUGGAUUUUGUAGUUUCUGCGUCAGUAGCAUGAUCUCCACCGCUAUGGUCUGUGAUCACUGUGCUUUGUGAGACUGUGCAUCCCCUCAUAGCCUUUCUCAGCGUCCAUGGCAUUUUUGUGACUUCCCAACGCUAGAGUGAGUUUUUCUGCCAAAAUGCGUGGGGCCGUCGGUGUCCUCUAGACUUUCCCCACCUCCCAACGUGGGAGAACUGUGAAACCUCCACAAGGCUGCCUGCCUGGUCCUCCCCAUUCUCCCGGUAUCGGUUUCUCUGGGUUUGACACAGGCCCGAGAGAUGUCCUCUACCCUAUCUCCUCUCCAGCCUGUUUUAGUUAGACUAUGUCAUUGUGAGGCCACCAGCCCUUUCGUUUGAAUUCUGUGAAUCUCCACCUGGUCUACCUGUGGGUGGAACUUGGACAGUACUGUCGCCCUCUUCCAGCCUUCUUCCCUUGCAUCCCUGGCACUGGUUGUUUUCUGUGAAAACGGCAGUGAACAGGUUCAGUUUUGAACUGGCCCUGGGGAAAUGGGUCAGGAGUUGUGUGGGCAAGAGGGAGGGAUGAGAGCCGUUGGAGAACUGAGAAUGAAUUUUUUUUUCUUUCUAACAUGUUUUUAUAUUAGUAAUAAAUGCAGCGGAAACAA